AAAGAAAUGGCUGGCGGCAGGUUGCGGAGUUAAACAUAAAUCUAGGGUCGACGAUGACCCACCAUGUGUACAGGGGAGCGGGGCAGAGCGCUGCGCCCCUCUCCGCUUGGUGGUGAGAGUAGGGCAGAGCAGCGAAGGGCGGCGGCAGGGGGAGCCCCAUGAUGAAACCUCGCUCUGUGUUUCAGCAGCAGGAAGACGGGGAGGAGGAGCCAGGUUUCACGGGCGCCGCUCGGCAGGUUCUUCAUUUUAAGUAGCUGUGACACAGCCUGCAAGAGAUUUCAAAAUGUGUGGUAUCUGGGCCCUUUUUGGAAGCGAUGAAUGCCUUUCUGUCCAGUGUCUAAGUGCCAUGAAAAUAGCUCACCGAGGUCCUGACGCAUUUCGUUUUGAAAACGUCAAUGGCUUCACCAACUGUUGUUUUGGUUUCCAUCGUCUUGCGAUUGUUGAUCAAUUAUAUGGCAUGCAGCCUAUUCGGGUGAAGAAGUUUCCAUAUUUAUGGCUGUGUUACAAUGGAGAAAUCUACAACUUCAGACAGCUGCAAAAGCAGUUUGGAUUUGAAUAUCAAACUUUAGUAGAUGGCGAGGUAAUCCUUCAUCUUUACAACAGAGGAGGAAUAGAGCAAACAGCCUCCAUGCUAGAUGGUGUGUUUGCAUUCAUCCUGCUGGACACGGCAAACAGGAAAGUGUUUCUGGGAAGAGAUACAUAUGGAGUCAGACCAUUGUUUAAGGUGCUGACUGAAGAUGGAUUCUUGGGUGUCUGCUCUGAGGCAAAAGGUCUUAUCAACUUAAAGCACUCCAUGUCCUCUUGUCCUAAAGUGGAGCCAUUUCUUCCGGGACACUAUGAAGUGUUGGAUUUAAAACCAUCUGGCAAAGUUGCAUCAGUGGAACUGGUAAAAUUUCAUAGUUGUAAAGAUGAACCUCUGCAUGCUGCUUAUGAUACAAUGGAACAUCUGCCUGCAGGUUUGGAUCUUGAAACGGUGAAAAGCAACAUUCGGCUUCUGUUUGAAAAUGCUGUUAGAAAACGUUUAAUGAGUCACAGAAGAAUUGGCUGUCUUUUGUCAGGGGGUUUGGAUUCCAGUUUGGUUGCUGCCAUGCUUGUGAAACUGAUGAAAGAAUCAAGCGUCAGUUACCCUUUACAAACAUUUGCCAUUGGAAUGGAAGACAGUCCUGAUUUAUUGGCUGCCAGAAAGGUAGCUGCUUAUAUUGGCAGUGAACAUCAUGAAGUAAUAUUUAAUUCUGAAGAAGGAAUUCAGGCAUUAGAAGAAGUUAUUUUUAGCUUGGAAACAUAUGAUAUUACAACAGUAAGAGCUUCAGUUGGUAUGUAUCUGGUUUCCAAACACAUAAGUAAGAAAACAGACAGUGUGGUCAUUUUCUCAGGGGAAGGCUCAGAUGAGCUUACACAAGGCUAUAUCUAUUUCCAUAAGGCCCCGUCUCCUGAAGAAGCUAUGGAAGACAGUGAGAGGCUUCUGAGAGAACUCUACAUGUUUGAUGUACUUCGUGCAGACAGAACUACUGCAGCUCAUGGUCUUGAACUGAGAGUCCCAUUUUUGGAUCACCGAUUUACUUAUUAUUACCUGUCCCUGCCAGCAAAACUCAGAAUUCCAAAGAAUGGAAUUGAAAAGCAUCUCUUGAGAGAAUCGUUUCAGGAUUCCAACUUGCUUCCUAAAGAAAUACUUUGGAGACCCAAAGAAGCCUUCAGUGAUGGUAUAACAUCUCUCAAGAAGUCUUGGUUUUCAAUUCUUCAAGAGUAUGUUGAUCUCCAGGUUGAUGACCUUCUGCUGGAAAAGGCAGCAGAGAAAUUUCCUUUUAAUCCUCCUAAGACUAAAGAAGGUUACUACUACCGCCAGAUCUUUGAGAAGCACUACCCCGGGCGAGCUGAUUGGCUCUCCCAUUACUGGAUGCCAAGAUGGAUUGAAGCUACUGAUCCUUCUGCUCGCACAUUGAAACAUUACAAGUCAGCUACCAAAGAAUAAGUAUUCCAGUAAUUUUGAAACACAAAUUACUUGUCGCCAAAUGGCUCUACUUGCGCUAAAGCUUAUGCAACCCAGUAGUCUAAAAGAAUAUUCAGAAUGGAUUUGGACAAUGGUAUUUAAGAUGAAAGAGCCCUUUAUAGCUAGUAUAAUAGUGUGAAAUUCACCCCACUGCAGAGGGCUUGCACAAGGACCUCUGCCUCACUUAAACUACAGUUCUGGUCUGAAAAACUACUCUGUGAAAAGGGUACCAUCUUGCUUAGCAGCUCUGCCCUUGUUAAUACUCAGUCAGAUUGGCUGACUUCAGUUACAAACAUACAUGUAUUUUUUAAUAUAAAACCUCCUUGGAAGACUUGAAUGGCUCAUAUGAUGUGUGUUUGCCCGAAUUUCAUCGUGGGGGGGGUGUAUAAAAUGAGCAUUUUUGGUCUGGUCAUUCUGUCUAGGUUCCUGUGUUUAAAAACUGUAGCAUUCAUACGGUUACUAUAGACAUUGGGCAAGAUCUACAGAGAUUUGCAAAUUCCUGCAGGUACAGAGAGGCACCUAAUAGAAUUUACAGAAGUGCCUAAGCAAGUUAGGUGCCUAACUAAAGUCAGUUGGAGGUAGGUAUUUAACCUGCUUAGGCACUUCUGAAAAUCCCACUACAUGCUCCUUAGGCACUGGUGGGUAUGUCUACAUAGGGAUAAACCUGCAGCUGGCCUGCGUCCACUGACUCAGGCUCCAGGACUGAAAAAUAGCUGUGUAGACAUUCAGGCUGGAGCCCGAGCUCCUGGACCGUGCAAGGGUGGAAGAUCCCAGAGCUCAGGCUGGAGCCUGAGCCAGAAUGUCCACACAUCAAUUUUUAGUCCUGUGAGCCUGAGUCAGCGAACCGUGGCCAGCCAUGGCCAUGCUGUGGGACUUUUAUCUUUUGAAAUAUCUUUGUAGAUCUGGCCUGUCUAUACAUAUAGUGGUAACGGUUUUGUUGUAAGAAUUUGAAUAGCAUGGAAUAAAAUUGGCCAGUUAUAUCCUUUGUUUCUACCUCAAGGGCUUGAUUUUGAAAGCUGUAUGGGCUUUUAACUUCAUGAUUCCUAUUGAUUCUAAUGUGAGUCAAGUGGCUACACACCUGCACAACAUUUGGGGAAAUUUAGGAGUGAGAAUAAAAAGUGUCACAAGGGAACAAUAUCAUCUUCCAAGUGCUCUUCAAGACUCGGCUGAAGCCAGAGGAGGGGGCAAUGUCAUGUGGAACAUUCUCUGGCACAAUCUGGUCAGGAGGCCUUGCAGGAUCAGGAUGAUGAAGACCCAAUGGUACCAUGGAUUCCAAGGUCCCAGGAGAAGGUGUGGGUCGCAGUCACAACGAUGGCUAAGGUCACUCCUUCCAGUCCACACAUUCCACCGCUCCCAUUUAAAUGUACAAAAAGGAGGUGAAAACCUCAUCUUAUGAUUAAUCAAUGAGAGCACAUUUUGGUGACUUCAACUUACAAAAGUUUUCUCAGUUCUAGGUUCAUUCAGAUAAUUGUUUUGCCAACUUGUGAUUUUUACCAGGAGCCUUGAAGACCUCUUAGCUCUGCCUUUUAAAAAAAAAAAAAAAAUUAAGGAAUUCAGUUUGUACCAGUCUGUUUUUAACCUUUGGUAAUUUCAUAAGUUUAUGUAUCGGGCUUUACCUUUCUGUGGACUUUUGUUACCUUGAACUACUUGAGUAUAGGCCUCUGCACAACAAGGGUCUUGAAACUGUUUUGUGUUGUAACAGAUUCAUAGUAUGGUUUAGCAUCGCUUCGCUUUUUAAUAAAGGUUUUUUAACUGAAA
Caretta caretta (loggerhead turtle) is the source of this 3745-nucleotide messenger RNA. RefSeq names its product asparagine synthetase (glutamine-hydrolyzing) (gene ASNS). Lineage: Eukaryota; Metazoa; Chordata; Testudines; Cheloniidae. Gene Ontology annotation, molecular function: asparagine synthase (glutamine-hydrolyzing) activity. Gene Ontology annotation, cellular component: cytosol. The record is from RefSeq and is a predicted model, not a curated record.